AGAUAUUUAUCGAAGAGACUAAAAGUAUGACCAAAAGUAUAUAUUUUAUUUAAACUUUAAAAUCAUUGAUUGAGUUGAUUUUGAAAUGUGUAGUGUUUUCGGGUCUUAUUUUGAAAAAUUCCGGAUGUGACGUAAGAUGUGGGAACAGACUCCAUAACGUUUCCCUGUUUGUGGUCCUUUGAUGUCCAGAGGGUUCGUCUGUUGCUCCUCCGGCGUUUGUUUGGCUCCACGCGGUUCGGCGGAAGGAUUUUCGGGUGGGUUCGGGUUCUGCUCGCGCGGCGAGAUGUCAGUUUUGAGCAGCAGAGCCCUGCAGGAGCAGCUGUCCGUCAUCAUGGGGGCGCUGACCAAGGCGGCGGUGGCGGAGAUCUGCGAGCUGGUGGACGAAGGCUACGCGGUGCUGCAGAUGGAGAUCAGCCGCAGCCACAAGGAGAACGAGGACCUGAAGAAGAAGCUGCAGCUCAUAGAGUCCAUCGUGAUCCGCGGGAGCGGCGGGGCGCGCGCGGCUACGGAGGGAAUGGAGCCGUCCGCGGAUAAGGUCCCGCAGCCGGAUGCGUCGCCUCGACAGCGGGAUGGUGACAGAGGAGAAGCCGCUGCCGCCUCCGGAGGUCACGGAGGAGCCUCCGGAGUGGAGCCGGAACAGCUUCCUGAAGUUGUGCUGAUCAAGGACGAAGAUUCUGACAGUAACGACACAGAAGAUGAAGGUGACAGAGCGUCUGCUGAGAGGGGUGCAGCCAGAGGCGGCGCCACAUCGGUCACCGCACAGAGAAGACGCAGCUGCAUGACAGAGAAUUCAGAGAAGCUGUCAGAUCAGAUGGAAAUAAUGUCGUCAGCCCCCGCGGCGCAGGCGAAGCUUCCCGUCUACACUCUGGACCCGCCUCCUGACGGGCCGGGCUGCUCCUCUCAGCUGGUGGAGGGGGUCCCGGUGGACGGCGGCGAGUCCGCCUGUUCGUUCUCAUCUCAGAUGUACUUUGGCAGCAGCGCUCUGAUGGAGGCUCAGUCUCCAUCCAGCCGAGCAGAACUGGACCUGACUGUGGAGUCGGUGUGGCCCAAACGGUCUAAAGGCUCGGUGGGUUUUACCCCGUUUGUACCAAAUGAGAGCGGCGACGCGUUCGGGCUCAAGCUGGUCAGCGUCUCAGGCUCCUCCCCCGUAGACGGACAGCUGUCUGACAGCAGGGGCUCCGUGUUUGAGUGCGACGCUGUGAACUUUGGGCUCUUCGGGGACCAGGCAGGCCUGGCGCAGCUCCCUGCCGGGCAGCCGGGCGCCCACAGAAAGCGCUUCGUCUGCUCCAUCUGCAACAAAACGUACGCCAACACACAGAACCUGGAGGUCCACAUGAGGAUCCACACGGGCGAGCGGCCCUUCUCCUGCAGCCAGUGUGGGAAGAAGUUCACCCAGUCGGCACACCUGAAGUCCCACCUGACGGUUCACUCCGGCGAGCGGCCGUUCACCUGCAAGCUGUGCUCCAAGAGCUUCAUGGUCAAAUACAGCCUGAAGCUGCACAUGAAGAAGUGCCACCCCGGCAGCUGAACCCCCCACCCCCCACGCCAGCAGGUCUUCUCUGAGUGCAUCUAUGAUGACUGUUUUUCAAGUCAUCCGUUAAAAGAUGAGUUUAAGUUACCAGUUUGAGUUCAAGUUAAAAGAGUCAAAGCUUUUGUAAAAAACAAUUCACAAAACAAGAAAUACAUUUUUGUAGUUUUGGUUUAAAUCAAGUUUGUGCAACAGUUUUUUAAGAUUAAAGAUACUAAUAACUAUUUAAAA
This is a messenger RNA of Oryzias melastigma (Indian medaka), 1759 nucleotides long. RefSeq names its product zinc finger protein 3 homolog. The record is from RefSeq and is a predicted model, not a curated record. The transcript has 3 exons. Gene Ontology annotation, molecular function: RNA polymerase II cis-regulatory region sequence-specific DNA binding; DNA-binding transcription factor activity, RNA polymerase II-specific. Lineage: Eukaryota; Metazoa; Chordata; Actinopteri; Beloniformes; Adrianichthyidae. Bases 182 to 1528 code for a protein of 448 amino acids. Gene Ontology annotation, biological process: regulation of transcription by RNA polymerase II.